AUGACAGGACAAUCAUCGACAGCAAGAACAACGAGUACGCAGAGUUUUGAUAACCGACUUGAAGAUGACCCCGACAUUGAUAUUGAGGAUGAUGUUGCGGCAGGCGAUGCCAAGCGAUCAGCCAUCCCAUUCAAACGUAUUGGUAUUGGGUUUUUGGUAGCAUCGAUCAUUGUCGCCAUUCUCACCAUCACCAUUCCAUCUGGUAUCAUUGACAAGAUCGAACUCUAUGCAAACGGUGUACUCUUUCGUAUACUCUUUGCAACCUUUUUAAUUUGUCUCUUUAUUUGUCUAUGGUGUAUAUAUUAUCUUGGUGGUGAACAACAUGCUUGGGAGGAUCCAGAAGGAAAUGAAUUAAGUUUAAAUUUCUCAAAUGUAACAGCAAUUAUUGGUAUAGUGAUAGAAUUUGUUCAACUUUGUAGUUUUAGUUGGAAUGAAGGUGCAGAGUAUACAGGUAGUGAGGCAUUGAGAAAUUCAAAUUAUUUGGCUGUUCCCUAUGCAUCUGGUAGUGUCUUUAAUGUCAUGUAUUGGAUUUUAUUUGGUAUUGCUUUCUCUCCCUAUAUUUUCGUUGUAUCUGUUAGAUUAUUAUUACAUUUCUUUACAAGAAGAUUUGGAGAAGCAUAUACAGCAGGAUUUGUAACAAAGUAUCAACAAAAGAUUUAUUCCAUUUUAUGGUUUUUAGUCAAUACAAUGUAUUUACCUGUCAUUUCUACAAUGUUUGGUGGUAUUGAUUGUACUUUUAAGGAUGAUAUGGCAACAUUAGAUUCAAAUACAUCAAUUGAUUGUUUAAGAAAAGUACAUAUACCAUUUAUUGGCAAGGUUAUAUUGGCCGCCAUGACAGUGUUUGCCACAUCCUAUGUUGCCGUCUAUUUGGUGGCAGUCAGCGUUGUCAAUGUUGUAUUUUUAGUGAUCAAUGUGUGGUUGGAACCAUGUAUUGUAUCGUGGGUCAAUAGAAUGCGUACGGCAUUCUUUACGUUUUGUAUCAUUGCCACUGUCACCUCUUGGAUUGCCAUGUCUGACAAUGUGGCCCGAUUCGUCCCUCUCAUCCUCCUCAUCAUCGGUUGGAUUUCAUUUGCCGGCUUUUAUUUUGUAUUCUAUCAUUUCCGUCUAAACAUUCGUGUUUCCAACUUUUUCCUCUCUCUCCUCGGCAAACAAGUCAUCGUUGAAGAAAAAAACAAACGUUCUUCAAGUAUUGUAGCAUCUCAUCCAAAUGAUGUUCAUUUUAGAAAGAAGUGUCCUCUAGUACUGUCUUUAUUAUUAUUAUUAUUAUUUUGUGGUCUUAAAAUUUAA
Molecule: messenger RNA, 1287 nt
Organism: Cavenderia fasciculata
Lineage: Eukaryota; Evosea; Eumycetozoa; Acytosteliales; Cavenderiaceae
Exons: 6
Coding region: 1-1287 (428 amino acids)
Source: RefSeq, a predicted model, not a curated record